CCGGCAAGGAUAUCCAGCACGUGAUAUCCCGAAAUAUGGCCGACACCGCGUCAUCUCACAUCGGGAAUUCAACAUCACCGACAACGGGCAACUUGACAUGCAGGUGGAUUACAUUCCGUAAUAUAGACGUUCAUCGUGCACUCAGUUCCUUCCAAGCAUUGGCGUGUACAAGAUACAGGAGCAGCCAUUCCCCCAAAUCACUGAACGCGCUCUUACCAACUUCCUUUCCAACACCAUCUUCUGUUCCACGGACUGUCGGGUCUUGAGCAACACAACCCAGGAGCGAAUACUAUUGUAACCAUGAGAAUACGAAUUCGGGGCCCUGGCGGCGUUUCCACCGUCUCGCUCGACGGUGCGGCGACAGUAUCGGAUCUCAAGGCUUCAAUAACCGAAAAGACGGGCCUAAUGUCCUUCACGAUCAAGAGCGGAUACCCUCCGCAACCACUAGAACUUCCCCUCGAUGUCACCACGACGCUAAACAACAUCGGCAUCAAUUUGGACGGCGAGCAGCUUAUCAUCGCUGCUAUGGGUGGCAAUGUAUCGUCCCGCGAGCGACGGCCGGCGUCUCCCUCGAAGAACAAAUCGAAUACCCUCUCUCAACCCUCCCAACCCCUCGCGCUAGAACGGAAAACAAGAGACGUAUCCAAUGAUCCCCCUGAGCUUCCAUUCGACACCCACUCCGGUACCCUCGUCCUUCGGGUUAUGCCCGACGAUAACUCCUGCCUGUUCCGUGCCAUAGGUACAGCGGUCUUCGGAGUCAACCAGGAUGCCAUGGGCGACCUCCGAAACAUGGUUUCGGCUGGAAUACAAUCACAACCCGAGACAUAUAGCGAAGCCGUACUCCAACGGAGUCCCGAGGCGUAUUGCGACUGGAUUCAACAUCCGGAUUCCUGGGGCGGUGCGAUUGAGAUGGGGAUAUUGAGCCAGUCUCUUGGAAUCGAAAUCUGCAGCGUGAGCGUCCAAGAUCAGAGAAUUGAUCGAUUCAACGAAGGAGCACCCCGGAGGUGUGUCCUGGUAUACUCCGGGAUCCAUUACGACGUCAUUGCGCUCAACCCGAGCAGUCCUCCGUUCGAUAAAGCUGAUAUGCCGGCGGAGGUUGACAUCACGAUCUUCGAGGGGUAUGAUGAUGAAGUCCUGAUCCGCGCCCAAGAAUUAUGCCAAGUGCUUCAAAAGAGAGGGUACUUCACUGACACUGCCAAAUUCGAUAUCCAGUGCAAUGUAUGCAAAUGGAAAGGAAAUGGGGAGCAAGCAGCAACACAACAUGCUACGGAGACAGGUCACAUGAAUUUCGGAGAGACUUGAUGGGACGCUGGAUGACGUUCCCAUCACUGUUUUGGAUUGAUAUGGUGGAUAUCCAGGAAUUUACGACUUAUGGGAUUCGACGAUACCCUGUAUGA
Messenger RNA from Eremomyces bilateralis CBS 781.70, 1397 nucleotides. RefSeq names its product zinc finger protein. The transcript has a single exon. The record is from RefSeq and is a predicted model, not a curated record. Gene Ontology annotation, cellular component: cytosol; nucleus. The coding region runs from base 301 to 1302 and encodes 333 amino acids. NCBI's taxonomy places the organism in Eukaryota, Fungi, Ascomycota, Dothideomycetes, Eremomycetales, Eremomycetaceae. Gene Ontology annotation, biological process: endoplasmic reticulum unfolded protein response; protein deubiquitination. Gene Ontology annotation, molecular function: cysteine-type deubiquitinase activity.